Messenger RNA from Rattus rattus (black rat), 3592 nucleotides. It is a transcript of the gene Smug1, whose product is annotated as single-strand-selective monofunctional uracil-DNA glycosylase 1. The coding region runs from base 327 to 1196 and encodes 289 amino acids. The transcript is spliced from 3 exons. Gene Ontology annotation, molecular function: oxidized pyrimidine nucleobase lesion DNA N-glycosylase activity; single-strand selective uracil DNA N-glycosylase activity. The record is from RefSeq and is a predicted model, not a curated record. Gene Ontology annotation, biological process: base-excision repair. Lineage: Eukaryota; Metazoa; Chordata; Mammalia; Rodentia; Muridae.
GGACGAAGAAAGGAAGCGGAAGCUGCAUGGGGAGCUCAUGCAGCCAUGACCCACCAUGAUGAACUGUACUCUCUGAGAGCUGAGAUAAACCCUUCCUUCUCCUGCCUGUACGGGUUGCGUUGUAGCCACAAGACCAGUAGCUAAGGUAGGAUGCUUGGUGUAUCAGAAAGAGGGAGGGCUCUGGAGUUGGGAAGCAAAACCAUCAUUCCAUACCAAGUGAGCUUGUGGUGACUGACUUGGGGUUUCCUGGGGUGUCUUCCGAGCCCAGGAAAUGGCAGUAGGAGCUCCCAGCAAGUACAGAUCCUAACGUUUUUGGGUUGAAGGAAAUGCUCUCCACUUCUUUUCCAGGUGACAACGGCAUGGCUGUGUCCCAGACUUUCCCACUGGGGCCUGCCCAUGAGCCUGCCAGGGCCCUGAUGGAGCCUUGCGCUCGAAGCUUAGCUGAGGGCUUCCUGGAGGAAGAGCUCCGGCUCAAUGCUGAGCUGAGCCAGCUGCAGUUUCCAGAGCCUGUGGGUGUCAUCUACAACCCAGUGGAUUAUGCUUGGGAGCCACACCGGAACUACGUGACUCGCUACUGCCAAGGCCCCAAGGAAGUGCUGUUCCUGGGCAUGAAUCCAGGACCUUUUGGCAUGGCCCAAACUGGGGUACCUUUUGGGGAAGUGAAUGUGGUCCGGGACUGGUUGGGCAUUGGGGGCUCUGUGCUGUCCCCUCCCCAAGAGCACCCUAAGCGACCAGUGUUGGGACUGGAGUGCCCGCAGUCAGAGGUGAGCGGAGCCCGAUUCUGGGGCUUUUUCCGGACCCUCUGCGGACAGCCUCAAGUCUUCUUCCGGCACUGCUUUGUCCACAAUCUGUGUCCUCUACUCUUCUUGGCUCCCAGCGGGCGAAACCUUACCCCGGCUGAUCUGCCGGCCAAGCAGCGGGAGCAGCUACUGUCGAUCUGCGACGCCGCCCUCUGCCGGCAGGUGCAGCUGCUAGGGGUGCGGCUGGUAGUGGGAGUGGGGCGGCUGGCAGAGCAGAGAGCUCGAAGAGCUCUAGCAGGGCUGACCCCGGAGGUGCAGGUGGAGGGGCUCCUGCAUCCAUCUCCUCGAAGCCCACAGGCCAACAAAGGCUGGGAAACAGCAGCCAGGGAAAGACUCCAAGAGCUGGGGCUGCUGCCUCUGCUAACGGAUGAGGGUUCAGUCAGGCCUACACCAUAGAGGCCCAGUCAGUGUUGCACAGCUGAUGACUGCACAGGUCUUGCUGGGCUCCAUGCUGCAUUCAGCCUACUGGGCCAUCCUCUAAUGGCCCAGAGUGGGCAGCUCUCCUGCUGCCUUCCCCUUCCCUGGAACCUCACCCUCUUGUCUCCAGUGCCUGGUCCUGCACAGCAUCUGCAGAGGGUUGGGCUUGUGCACUCCACCUACCACACAUCCUUGCCUGGGGAGCCCCCCAUGUGCAGAAGGUCCCAGAUCAGGAUGUCUGAAGUCAUAGUCACAGUUUUGGAGGAAAGAUAGUUUCCUGUUUUGCUUUUUAUUGGCAUUAUGUUUGGCAUUGAGUCAUGCACACUAGGGAAGUUCUCCAAUGCUGAUCUACCUCAGCCUUUUUUUGACACUAAUUGUGCAUACUAGUGGGGUUCAGUGUGAUGCUUCCACACACUGAUAGAGUCCAGCCUCCCUUAUCAGUCCUCUUCCCCAGUCAGUGGGUGAUCUUUUCGGGAUCCUUACUCAUCCUCACAGAGCACCUGGCAGACUCCUGUCCUUCCAGGGUCUAGGACAGACAUCAUGUUGAGAAUGGACUUCUUAGCCAGGUGUCCUGGCACACUCCUAUAAUCCAAGCACUCAGAGGCAGGAGGAUCAGGAGUUCAAGGCCACCUCCAGCUACAUAUUGAGUUCAAGGCCAGCCUGGAACACAUUAGUCUCUGUCUCAAAAAUAAGUAAAUAAGUAAUAAAAAAGUGAACUUCAGGGAGACUGAAGCUGUGUAUCUGAGGGAGACUUCUGUGUGGUGGACUAGGAAAGAUCUAGAUUUUCAUCCCUCCCCCCUCCUCCCCCUCCCUAUAAGGCCUGUGAACUUUUUUAAAAAAAUUAUUUAUUUUUGUUUUUUGACACAGGGUUUCUCUGUGUUGCCCUUGCUGUCCUAGAACUCACUUUGUAGACCAGGCUUGCCUCAGAAAACGCAUAUUUUAAAAGAAGAAACAAAAAAACACAACUCCCUCUGUUUGGGUUCUGUUAAUGUUGUCUGUUUGUUUUUAAAUUUUGAAACAAGGUCUCAUUGUGUUGGCCCUUAACUCAUUAUGUAGACCAGAUCCACUUUGACCUCUGCCUACCUCUGCUUCCUGAGUGCUGGGAUUAAAAGGAUGUGCCACCCUGCCUGCCCUGCUUGGGAACAACCUCUCUAAGCACCAAGAUCCUUUUUUUAAAAGGGGUGGGGGGGUUGUUGCUGCUUCCUGGCAUUGGUGUGAGGUGAGGAUCAACUGAGAUAACACAGCAGAGUGCUUUGCAAAAGACUGUCUUAUGGCCCUCACUACAUGCUCCUGCUCCCCUCCCUUCGAGGUGGGGCGUAUCUGUGCUCUACAAGGGAAUUCCCUGUCCACGCUGAACACCUUUGCCUAUAGCCCCACUGGAGAAGGACCAAUGCUAUACAAAACUCGGCCUCUGAUUUUUUUAGACUAAGCAUUAAAGACUCCUAAGCCAUGUGUUGGUUCUCUCUUCCUGCACUUUAUUGGUGGGAGAAUGAUGGUUUUAGGAUAUUUCCUCCCUUUUCCUACCUAUUCACUGCUUGCAAAAACUUUUCUCAGGUAGCUUGGGGAGGGGUGACAGAGACCUCUGUCCUAGACAAGCUACAGGGGUUUUGGUAGUGGCCUGUCCUGAAGUUCAUCAGGACACUGUUGGGCACUGUUGGGGACAGUGGGGAACCGGUGUCUCACCUGUCUCUUUGAUAGUUGGUUGGAUGAUCUGUGAUAAGGGCUGGAAAGUGAGCCACAGUGGGAGCAGGUCUUGGGACCAUCUUAAUGAAGGCAUGUGGUCUCCCUAUCUCCUGGGAUACAAGUCAUCUCCAACAUUCUAAACAUCAGUAUAUUCCUAUCUCAGCUCCAGAGAGGGAGACUAAAUCUUCAAGGAUUCCCCAGUGAUAGAAGUGUUGUAAUUAUUGAUGUUGGAGUCUCAGAGCGUCCCAGGAUUUGUCGAGCUCUGGCUCAGGAUGGAGGCCAGCCCUCCAGAAAGACCAGCCGUAUGCUCCAAGUGUUGGGGCUCGAGCCUGAAUGCCAGGAUGGGACAAGGAUAGAGAUUGAGUUCAGCCUCAUGGCCAAUGGUCUCAACCAGUUAUACCUCCACAGUAACCCUGACCAGCUCUCUUCUAAGCUUGCUGGUUGGUGAGCACAUGUAUAUGUGUUUCUUUUUGGGUAUUUGGUGCUUGUUUGUGUAUUCAUUGAUUCAUUCAUUCAUUCAUUCAUUCAUUCAUUCAUUCAUUCAUUCAUUCAUUCAUUCGCUCUGUGUGUCAUUUUGGAAUUCUGAGUAUAGAGCCCAGGAUUUUGUGGGUGAGUUUCUAUGACUGAGCUACAUUUCUUGAUUUUUAUUUGUGGUACAUUUUAAUAAAUAAACAUAGUGUUUUCCCCCCUGA